CAAUGUCAGUGUGCAGAGUCCAACGGCUUGACUGGCUCGUUUUGUGGGAGAUGAUUGUCAAAGUCUUUCGCUCCGAGCUCAGACCAGCAACUGGAGUUCAGAGACCAUGCCCUCUGGGAAGACGGUCAAGCUCAUCCUGUAUGAGGUGCUGCAGUUUGCAGCCCUUACCGUACCCAUCUUUGUGGUUAUGGAGAGGUUUGCCAUCCUCAUACGUGAUGUGAAAGGACAGGAUCUAACGGCUUACUGGCUAGUUGUGGCGACCUCUAUCGCCUAUGUGACCUCUGUGACCCUCCUGGUGUGGGUUCCUCUGAAGUAUCUGAUCCUGAAGCGGAGGACGUUCGUCUCAGAGAUCACACAGUGGAGACCAACAGCGCUGGCAUAUAUCAUCCUGUGUACAUUUCCAUGCUUUGCUAUUUUAAUAGCCAGCUCCAAGGUGCAGGUGGACAGAGGACACAAGCUCGACCAGUUCACUGAGUUGCCCGUUUCCUUGGUGCUUUUCUCCCUCAUCUGUGUGGAUAUCAUAGAGAGGAUUCGCCCCUGCAAGCUCAUCGGACAGUCAGACAGCCUGGAUCCUGACCUUGACAUGCCAGGCCCCGUCCUCACCCACCUGGAACAUGUGACCACCGUAACAGGCCAGCUGCACACUGAUGAAGGCCAAAACGGUUUGACCCAAGGCCACCCAGAGGCCAGGAAUGGCAGCACCUCCAGCAGAUGGCAGGACCUUCCUGGCUCACCCGGCCACUCAGCACUCAGCUCACGAGCACCCAGCAGGUCCUACCUGUACUCCUCAUCCUCGCAACCCAGAUCCUACUCUGGUCCUCUGGGCUUCCUGUGGAGGAAGGAUGGGAGGUCAGAGGUGUUUGUGGACAGCUUCAUGUUCUGGCUAGACACUGUGGAGAUGGUGAGAGUGGCAGGGGAGCCAGCGGUCUUCUUCUCAGCCUGGGUUUUCCCCGUCUACAUCCUCGCCUUCAUGUCUACUCUCCGCAUGGUUAUCACUCCUAACAACCCUUUAUUGUCCUCGGCUGGAUUUGCUCUGCAGGACCUUCCUUUCUUUGUCAUUCGAGUCGCUUUGAUUGUUGUGUUUGGUUAUGUGACUCCCGUGUUGUACCCUCUGAAAAAUGUGCUGGUGAGCCUGACUUUUAUCUACUUUACUUUCCUCGCCAAGCUGAGGAUUUUCAGAAGGCACAGCAUGUUUUGAGGAGGAGUGGCACAUUCUGUUGUUAAUGAAGAGUCCGCUUUGAUUGUGGAUGGUUGAACAGUUGGUAUAUUUAUGUGUUGGGAACGGCAGCGGAGAAACAUGAUGCUGGUACCGAUGAUGAAAAACAACAUGUUUUGAAUUGUAAUGGCUGCAUUGUAAGGCUGUUGAUCCAAAUCAAAGUGUGAAAAUGAUUCUGGAUUUAAAACAAAAAAAGGGUGCGUAGGUUGGAGUGUACAGUAAGCCACCUGUUCUCAUUUUUCUAUGACGUAUUUGAAUCCACAGGUAUUUAUUGAUACUUAAUUUUCUGUUUAUCUGCUACAUUUUUCAUGUUUUUUAUCUGUAUCACAUUGAUUGAAGAUUCUAAAACAUUCCAAACAACCUUUAUAUGUUAAAUAAACAUCCUUUGUUAUAA
Dicentrarchus labrax (European seabass) is the source of this 1610-nucleotide messenger RNA. It is a transcript of the gene tmem236, whose product is annotated as transmembrane protein 236. The record is from RefSeq and is a predicted model, not a curated record. The coding region runs from base 107 to 1198 and encodes 363 amino acids. Lineage: Eukaryota; Metazoa; Chordata; Actinopteri; Moronidae. The transcript has 4 exons.